AUGUCUAUAAACGGUGUCACAUCUAAGAAAAUAAAGAAACUGGAAAAAAACGAAACAGAUGAUGAGCGAGAUUACGAUGCACAAACCCAAAAGGCAAUGAGCGAAAUAGAUGCUUGUCAAGAAACUAUUGAUGAACUUAACGGGCAGGCAAGUGAAGAGAUUUUAAAAGUGGUACAGAAGUAUAACAGACUUAGAAAACCACAUUAUGACAAGCGUCAGGAAAUAAUAUCAAGAAUUCCCAAUUUUUGGGUGACUGCAUUACUAAAUCAUCCUCAUAUAAUACCUAUUUUACAUGCUGAAGAAGAAGAUUGCCUGUACUAUCUCUUUAAAAUAGAAGUUGAAGAAUCAGAAGAUAUCAAAUCUGGCUACAAAAUAAAAUUUUACUUUAAGGAAAAUCCAUAUUUUGAAAAUGAAUUACUAGUGAAAGAACAUCAUUUAGGACCUUUUGGUAAAAUUACUUCAACAGGUACAACAAUUAAAUGGAAGGAUGGUCAAGACUUGGAAGAGAAGAUUGGUAAGAAAAGUGAAAAAAUCAAAAGCAGGAAACGAAGCAUGGAUUCAAAAUCAUUCUUUGGUUGGCUUACAGAUCACUCAAAUCCUGAUGCUGAUGAUAUUGCAGAAGUCAUUAAGGAUGAAAUCUGGUCAAAUCCAUUACAGUAUUUCUUAAUGUCAGAUACACUUGAUGAUGAUGAUGAUGAUGAUGAUAAUGAUGACGAAGAAGAGAAUGUAGAUCACGGAGAAAAUGACACAGAAGAAGAAGAUGAAGAGGAUGAAUGUGAAGAUGAAGACUUAGGUGAAGAUGGUGAAGGUCUUGUAGAAGAAGAAACAGAAGCGGAAGAAGAAAUAGGAGAAUAUGGUUGUGGUAAUGGAUCAUUAGAAAAUUAA
Gryllus bimaculatus (two-spotted cricket) is the source of this 885-nucleotide messenger RNA. Lineage: Eukaryota; Metazoa; Arthropoda; Insecta; Orthoptera; Gryllidae. The record is from the annotation of a GenBank genome assembly.